Salpingoeca rosetta is the source of this 1256-nucleotide messenger RNA. RefSeq lists its product as uncharacterized. The coding region runs from base 205 to 960 and encodes 251 amino acids. Lineage: Eukaryota; Choanoflagellata; Craspedida; Salpingoecidae. The transcript has 2 exons. The record is from RefSeq and is a predicted model, not a curated record.
CAAACUGGUAGUGACAUGAUUCAUCCAUCCGCCAGUCUCUCAGCUCUUCUGUUGCUUGCAGGCACAGUCACACCCUUCCCUUCUCUCUCCAACCUUGUCAAGCAAGCAAGUGUCCUUCCUUGCACGCUCACGUUGUGCUCACACACACACAGACAAACACUUGUCGUCCAAUCCACCGCCGACUAACAGAGAACAUAGAAAACAAUGUCGUCUGGAAAGCAGGAGCUGUGGUCGCCUGCGCAGGUGUACACGCAGGCGGGCGGCAUGCUCGGUGGCGUCAUCAGCUCCUUCAGCAAGCGCGUCAUGGGCAAGACAUGGCAGCACAAGUUCCUGGUCCUGGAAAAGUCCUACCUGCACAUCAAAGCUGGCGAAGGCUCAUAUCACCCAGAGUCGUCCAUUGUACGAACGCAAAUCGACAGCAUCAAGGCUGUGGAGACAGAGAACGGGCCAGGCAUCUCGCUGCGCGCCAAGGGCACGGCGUACGACUUCGCCUUUGACACGGCAGCACUGCGGGACCAGUGGUUUGACAGACUGUCUAUUCACGCAAAGCACCGCAGCCCGCGCCCCUCGAGACGCGACCACAGCAACGACGCAAGCACAGACACGCACGCGCACGGCAAUGACAACGACGGACAUGACAUUGAUGACGAUGAUGACAAUGACGACUACCGUAGCCGCUCCAGCAACGACAGCCAAAGCAAACCACACUACGCAUACACAGGACAGCAACUAUCACCACAACUCCCACCACCACAACAAGCAGGGGAAGGCGGGCCGGUGGACCGCGUGCCUUCGUACAACACGGCCGUGUCACAGAUGCAACAAGAGAGGGGCAUCUACCCGGCACUCGGGUCAGCGAGCAUGCAGACACCAGCGCCAACGGCAACAGCACCACGGACAUCAACUUCCAGUCAGCCCCCAAGCUACAGCGAGGUGGACAACCAGACAAAGUCGCUCUAAGCGUAGUACGAUGGCGAGAUGAGCACGUCUUGCAGCGUUGUUUGCUCCUCUGCUGUCAGCUGGUUCUUCAUCUCGUGCCACGCCUCCUUGUGUGUCUUCCAAAACUGCGUCAGCGCCUUGUUUGCCGUGCUCCUGCGUGUGUUUGUGUGUGUGUGUGUGUGUUUGUGUGUGUGUGUGUGUGCGUGUGUGUGUGUGUGUGUGUGUGUUGCAUGUGUGUGGGAACGAGUGAUGGAACACGAAUACACAAACAUAGCCAACAACCGACAAGCAAGCAACAUCAAAUAAACCAAAGCCGG